CAGUGAGCUGUCUAUGUUAGACUAACUCAAGUGGUAACUUAAGUAAAUAACCCAAGAAACAUGUCCUAAAACAAAAACACAUACGGAUACGAUACCCAAACCAAAUAACUGUCGAGGAGACCCAGUUUGUUUACACAAGGUCAAUCAAUCUUCAGUUACACACGGCCUACUGAAACCUGACUCUAUCUAUCUGACUGAAUCUCCCUAAAAUUCAAUUUCAAAAUAAUACUACCACAUGAAUCUCCGUCUUUUUCUUACCUACUAUUAAAUCCAUUUGCUAGCAAAACCCUAGCGAUUUGUAAUUUGUAACUUCACCAUGUAUUCCCCUUUCAGAAAAGCUAAUAAAGGGGAAACGGGUGGACAUGGCCGAAGUAAGUCUAUGUGGAAAAUCUUUAUUUACAGGUCUUCUUCUUCGGCCAAAUUUGAUAAAAAUGACCCACCAAAAGAACUCAUUUGUCCCAUUUACGGCUGUUUAAUGUUUGAUCCAGUUGUGGUGUCAUCUGGUCAGACUUUUGAGAGGACUUCUGUUCAAGUCUGUAAGGAUUUGGGGUUUAAACCACAACUUCCAAACGGGUUAACCCCUGAUUUUACUAACGUGAUUCCGAAUUUAGCUUUGAGGACGACGAUUCUCAGCUGGUGUGAGAAAUCAGGGGCGGAGAAGCCUCAGCAGCCUGAUUAUUAUGCCGUUGAGGCAAUUGUUCGUGCUUACAUGGCGGAGAAUUUGCCUAGUUCUUCCUCUUCUUCGAUAUCUAGAGAAGAUUCAAGAAUACGGGUUUCGGAGAGGGAAUUGCUCAAAGGAGUGGCGGAGAAUCCACCUGUGCUACUCUCUCAUGCUGCCACGGAACUGAAUCCGAGGAAUAAUCAUCACUUUUACUCUCCUUCCAGCUCGGAGGAAUCUGUUAUAGCUAACAACUCGCCGCUACUUCCUUUUAAAACUCGCCCCUCCUGCUAUUCCUCGUCCUCGUCGCAAUCGACUUCGUCGGAGAUAAUCUCCGAUGAAGUCCCGUCGUCUGCUUCCACGUCGUCGGAGGAUGAUUAUUACGUUGCUCAGUUUAAGAAAUUGGAUGUUUAUGACCAGGAACAAGCUGUAAUUUCACUGAGAAAAAGUACCAGAACCGAUGAGGAAGCUAGGGUUUCACUGUGCACGCCGCGGCUUUUAUCGGCUCUUAAGCCGCUGAUUGUCUCGAGGUACGCGGGAGUUCAGACGAACGCUGUUGCUGCAUUGGUCAAUCUCUCGCUGGCGGAUGCCAAUAAAGUGAAAAUCAUUCGAGCGGGGAUUACUCCUCUGUUAAUUGAUGUUUUAAAAGGCGGCUUCGAGGAGUCUCAGGAGCACGCAGCCGGCGCGAUAUUCAGUUUGGCGCUGGAAGACGACAACAAGACAGCAAUUGGAGUAUUGGGUGCAUUGCAGCCGCUUUUACAUGCACUGAGGUCGGGGACUGAGCGAACUCGUCAUGACUCGGCAUUGGCUCUUUAUCAUUUAACAUUAGUGCAGAGUAACCGACUGAAGCUUGUUAAACUAGGAGCAGCGAAUACGCUUUUGGGAAUGCUCAAAACCAGGGAUAUGGCGGGUAGAGUGGUCUUGGUGAUCUGCAAUUUGGCUGUGUGUCAAGAGGGAAAGGCGGCGUUACUGGACGCUAAUGCAGUGAAUGUAAUGGUGGGGAUAUUGAGAAAUUGGAAUGAGUUGGAUGAGUCGACUCGGGAGAAUUGCGUGGCGGCUCUGUACUCACUUAGUCAGGGAAGUUUGAGGUUCAAGGGGAUGGCAAAAGAGACGAAUGCAGCUGAAGUAUUGCAGAUGGUGGUGGAGCAAGGAAGCGAGCGGGCAAGUGAGAAGGCGAAGAGGAUGUUGAUUUCCAUGCGGAGAAGGAUGAAGGAUGAGGAUGACGAUGAAGAAGAGAUAGACUGGGAAGGAGUAUUGGAAGGACGAGUGAGUCAGACUCGGUACUGAGUCGGAAGAACUACUCAGUAUCUCAACUCAGCCGAGUUCUGAAUCUUGGUCUGAGAACAAAAAAAAAAAAAAAAAAAAAAGCAGCUCGGUUCACUAAACCGCACAUAGCAGGAGUUUAGGAAAGGGUCACCUGUAAUUGUGGUCGAUUAAAAAAAAAAAGUGUAAUUAUCAAUUAUUUGGGGUUUGGGGCUUUAUCAUGUUCGUGGUUAAUUUAUUUUUUUUAACUUGCUUUUUAGCUUUUGAUUUGCUGAAUUGCGUCCUAACCUUCUUUUCCUUUAUUCUAGGUUUGGUGGUAGUUACUUAAGAAUGUAAUUUGGUCUAAAAUUGUGAUUAUUGUGUAUAUAAUUAGGAUUUAAGGAGUGACAAUGCAAUUUUGGUUUAAA
Molecule: messenger RNA, 2328 nt
Organism: Capsicum annuum
Lineage: Eukaryota; Viridiplantae; Streptophyta; Magnoliopsida; Solanales; Solanaceae
Product: U-box domain-containing protein 38
Exons: 1
Coding region: 317-1945 (542 amino acids)
Biological process (GO): protein ubiquitination
Cellular component (GO): nucleus; cytoplasm
Molecular function (GO): ubiquitin-protein transferase activity; protein binding
Source: RefSeq, a predicted model, not a curated record